AUGCUGCAACAACCUACUCUCAAUACCAUUGCACAAUCCAAUUUCAAUAACAAUCCGACAACAAAUAUUUCUACAUCAACAACACCAAAACCUCCUCUAAACAAUUCAACGAGCACAGGAAACUUAUUGAAGAACUUUCCACCAUUAUCAGUACCAACUCGUUCACUUCAAACACUUUCAAACCGAUCAUCAAGUUUACCCGAGCUUAUUUCUCAUCCUCUCCCAACCAACACAAUGAGCCAGACAUCAAACAGCUCUCAUCCUCUCACGGGAUCAUCUCUUCUCUUCGAUAAUAUUCCCAUAAAUGAUUUGGUUUCAUCCACUCCCAUGUUUCAGGGUAGCAAUGUUGUAAACAGCAAACAUCAAUCUCAUCCAUCAAGUUCAAACAGUACUCCAGUGAUUCCUGGUAGUGCUUCUACCACCUCGAAUUCGAGCUACUCUACCACAAACACUCCAUCCCUUUCUUCUCCUCUCUCUAUUGUAACAACAUCAAACAGUAAUGGAGUGAAGGUAACUUCAACCCCAACUCCGACAGUCAAUGGAACACAACUAUCUUCAUUAUUAUCAGGCUCUGCGAGUGUGAAUACAAACAACAUCAAUAGUCAUGUCUCACAAAACUCAACAAAUAGCACAGGAGGCACACAAGAAAAACCAACACUAACAAGAGCUUCUUCUUCGCUUUCUAUCUCUCGAGAUUCAGUAGGAGCUGGCUUUUCAGUCGGUGCAGCCGCAGCACUUUCUCCAAGUGUCAGAAGAGUUUAUCCAACAACAGCCGACCAGUACAAGUUGUUGGAUCCAAUUGGUUAUGGAAUUAGUGGCCCAGUGUAUGAAGCAGUUUGCAUUCCAUUCAAUGAACAUGUGGCCAUUAAAAAACUUGACCUUGAAAAAUUAGAGGAUAAUAUUCUGCAUACGAUAACAAAGGAAAUUCAUACUAUGGUCACAAGUUUUCAUGAGCAUAUUGUAAAUUAUUUGACAUCCUUCACACAAGAAACAGAAUUAUAUCUUGUCAUGGAAUUGAUGGAAGGAGGAUCCAUAUAUGACAUUAUGCGGUUUAAAUAUCAAGACGGCCUUCCAUCGGAAGAAUUAAUUUCUGUGAUAUUAUACCAAGUUUUGGAAGGACUUGCAUACUUUCAUGAGAAUGGUCAAAUUCACAGAGAUAUCAAAGCUUCAAAUAUUCUAAUCAAUGAGGAUGGAAUUGUAAGAAUAGGAGACUUUGGAGUUAGUGCAAAUAUUAUUGAAAUGUCCGGCGACAGAAGAAGCAAACGUCAGACAUUUGUUGGUUCUCCAUGCUGGAUGGCUCCUGAAGUCAUGGAACAAUUUCAUGGAUAUGACUACAAGGCUGAUAUUUGGUCAUUAGGUAUUACUUCGUUAGAAUUGGCAUAUGGAAAGGCUCCAUUUGAAGGACUACCUCCUGUUAAAGUGAUGUACAUGGUUAUGGAACAGGAUCCUCCACAGCUUGUUGACACUGAGACAAGAAAAUUUUCUAAAAUUUUUAAGGAUUUCGUUUCGCUGUGUUUGCAAAAGGAUCCAUCAAAACGUCCAUCUGCAGCACAGUUACUCAAACACAAACUGGUCGCUAAAGCUGCUAAGCAAAAGGAUUUGAUUAAGAAAAUAAUUUUAGCUGGACUCCCACCUCUGGCGGAAAGAGCUAAGCUGUUAAUGGGUUUCAAAAGAUCCAACAGUCAGACUAAAAUUACAUUUACAAUGAGCCAACCAGAAGAACCUUCUCCAUUUAUGUCCAUGACAGAUUCUACGAUUCCAUCAUCACUCAUGUCAACCACAGUUAGUGCACAAAACUUCGAUACAGAUUCUGCUCCUGGUACUCAAAAUAUAGAUGAACAACAGUUAAACACCUCUGACGAAUUUUUAUCAACAGAGAGCACAACAAAGAAAGCAGUGAGCCGCUGGAAUUUUGCUGAAGAACUUAAAAAGGAAGAGGAAAUUUCUACUGAACAAAGCAACCAAGGUGGUUCGAAUCAAACAAAGAAGGUUGAGAAGAAGGGACGCUUCGAGGUUUCAGAAACUGAUGAAGACUCAGUUGAAAAGAUGACAUCUGAAUCCCCUGUUAACUACGAAGAUGAAAAAUCUGCCUCUAAAAAGGGACAAACAAAGAAAAGAAACUUUGAAGUUAAGGAAGUCGAUGAAAUUCCAGAGGAAGCGGUUGUUACUACAACUCCAUCAAUACCUAAAAGGAAGAACUCUGUUUCUGGAUUGAAUGUUAAGGAUAUAUCUCUCGCUUCUCUUUCUAACCAAUUGCAGAUGUUGCAAAAUCAGCAACAGUUAAUAGUUAAUAUGCUAAACGAACAAUCUAAAGUUAAAACUUCACAGACUGAAAGUAUACCUGUCCUUGACUUGGUUACGAAACUUGAACAAAGGAUACAAGAGCUGCUGGAAGAAAAUCAGAGACUGAAAAAAGAAAACGAAAUUUUGAAGAGCAAGAGCACAAAGAGUCAAGCAGCCGAAAAAUAA
This is a messenger RNA of Naegleria fowleri, 2469 nucleotides long. RefSeq lists its product as uncharacterized. Gene Ontology annotation, biological process: protein phosphorylation. The transcript is spliced from 2 exons. Bases 1 to 2469 code for a protein of 822 amino acids. The record is from RefSeq and is a predicted model, not a curated record. Lineage: Eukaryota; Heterolobosea; Eutetramitea; Acrasida; Naegleriidae. Gene Ontology annotation, molecular function: protein serine/threonine kinase activator activity; protein kinase activity; ATP binding.